This is a messenger RNA of Sphaerodactylus townsendi, 468 nucleotides long. RefSeq names its product tubulin polymerization-promoting protein family member 2-like. The coding region runs from base 1 to 468 and encodes 155 amino acids. The transcript is spliced from 4 exons. Gene Ontology annotation, molecular function: tubulin binding. NCBI's taxonomy places the organism in Eukaryota, Metazoa, Chordata, Lepidosauria, Squamata, Sphaerodactylidae. Gene Ontology annotation, cellular component: microtubule. Gene Ontology annotation, biological process: microtubule polymerization; microtubule bundle formation; positive regulation of protein polymerization. The record is from RefSeq and is a predicted model, not a curated record.
AUGGUACACAUCCUCACAAGGUUACAUCUUCCCCCUGCUGAGGUUGUAAAUGGUCAUGAUAGUUGCCAAAGGAUGUCAGAGAUGGAAAAGGCCUUCCAUAAAUUUGCCAGUUACAGAAGAACAUCCAAAGUGGCCAAUGAUAUGACGGCCAAGAAUUUUUCCAAGAUGUGCCAGGAGUGUGGCUUGGUGGAUGGGAAGGCUGUGAACACGGAUGAUGUGGACAUCGCUUUCAACAAAGUCAGCUGCAAAAUGGGUUUUACAGCAUUUGAGCAAAGCCUGUUGGACAUUUUGGAAGCCCAAAAACCCAUCACGGCUAGUGGGGUGGAGAGACCGACAAACACCAGCAAGCGCUUGGGCUCGGACAAGCAGCAUUUUGAUAAAAGCAGGAAGGACAUGGGGAUUUCCAAACUCUCAGACCUUGCUGAGGGCACCAGCAAUAUUGGGAACGUCGAGGAGCCUGGCACCUAA